Molecule: messenger RNA, 3480 nt
Organism: Durusdinium trenchii
Lineage: Eukaryota; Dinophyceae; Suessiales; Symbiodiniaceae
Source: the annotation of a GenBank genome assembly
UGAUCAUAUAGCAACAAAGGAGGUUGCUAGAUAAGUUGAGAGGAUGUAAUGACGUUCAUUGCCGUAAAGGACCGUCUGGAGCGCUUCAGGUUCAAAGACGCAGAAAAACAUCAGGCAUUCGCUGUGUGUGUGUGCUUGUGGAGGGCAUUCCAUAACUUGAAGCGUGCUGGACGUUAAGCAGCAGUUCUUUUUCAUCUCAUAGUUUUUUUCUUGCACACGGUCGGUGACGAUCAGUUUCAGAACCUGGUCGAUUCGAACUUGCACUCAACGAGAACCUUCCCCGCAAAAGGUUUUCGUACAUGAGACACCUUGGUUUUCACACACUAACUAAUGUGCAUCCGGGGUCUCUCGUGCGGGUCUUCGGCGAUUGACCCCUUGCAGUUGCCCACUGCACUUGGUCAAGUGUUAUUUUUGCAAGAGUUGGGUCCAGACAGCAUUGAUACGAUGCUCCCAACGCCCUCGAAGCUGAAUGGACGUAAACUCGAGGGAUUUUUUUGCGCAACGUCCACUGAAUUGGUUGACAUGGUCAUGAAGAUCCAUCCAUAUAUGACUCCGGAUUGAGGAGAGACUGCAACUGCUUGCACGUCUCCAGACUUUCAAUGGUUAAUUUCAUGUCACAGGAUUGCCACUUGCUUGGGCGGGUAAGGCUUAAGAUCAGGGGAUCGUUGAAAUCCUCGCCAUGUCGCUACCUGGGCAGAUGAAUGCUGCCAUGGAGGUCCCAAGUGAUCCUGCGCCUUGCAUUGCUCCGUCCAUCCCGUCAUUGAGUACAAUUCAAGCCGAAGUGGACCGGAUCUCGCACAAGGUGGAUGCUUGCCUUGCGGAGAUUUUAACUUUGAAAACCAAAGGUGGAACAACUUCACAAGCUGUUCGUGGCACCUUCUUCGACACUUAUCGACAGAAUGAGGAGGCCAUGAAGGAGUCCUCCAAGGGGUUUCGUCCGCUGGGGACGUUCUUCGCACCGUCGGAAGGUAGCCUGCGCACCGCGGGCGAUUCGUCCGACGCCCGGGAUGUGCGGGGCAGCCCGAGCUCGGAGGAGUCGCAGCGCGUUCCGCGGCAGUUGGCCGCUCUCCGGCAGAGCUACUCUUCAACGCCGGAGGAGUCGAAGGCACCCAGGAUUGCCGUCCGCGCAGGUGGUAUUGACUUGGAGAGUGCCUGGAAGCUUCAUGCAAAGCAGAUGUAUGAAGGCAUUGAAGAGGUGGACUAUGUCCAGCCAGUGAUGCGGCUAGUGCAUCGGACUCGGCUCGAGAAUCUCUGGGAGUUUUUGGAGGAUCCUGACUCCAGUAGAUUGGCGUGGUGGACUUGGAACUUCUUGAAGGUCUUGGUGGUGAUCUCCAUGUUGGUGAGCUCCAUCGAAGCCGCCGAGACGCCUAUGAUGAACCUGGUGGCCGUGGCAGUGUGGGAGACCAUCUUGGACUCCAUCUUUCUCCUGGAGACGAUCCUACGGGUGAUCUCGAGCCCCUCCAAAAAGGCGUAUCUGGUGGACUCCCUCAACUGGGCAGAUUUGCUAACGGCCUUUGGACUGCCCUUGCGCAUCAGCAUUGGCUUCGUGAUCGAUCCCACAGUGCCCAAAGAGGAUUGGAAAGAAACCAUUUCAGUGAUCCUCUUGCUCUUCCUGCCGUUGGUCCGCUUUUUGAAGCUCCUGCGCUACUUCGAGGCCUUGCGGCUCCUGAUCGACGCCUUCGUGAACUCCGCAGAGAGCUUGCCGGUCUUGGCCUACAUCUUGUCCCUCAUCGUGGCGUUCGGGUCCACCUUCAUCUACCUCUUUGAGGAGCGGAGCAACAUUCCCAGCCUCCAACAUUCCACGUGGCUGGCCAUCGUCACGAUGACGUCGGUGGGGUACGGUGACUUAUUUCCCACGACGCUGGAAGGCUAUAUCACCGUGUCCUUGCUGACGUUCACCAGCGUCCUCUUUGUUGCGCUGCCUAUUGGAAUCAUCGGCUAUGAGUUCACGAACAGUUGGCAGAACCGCGUCAAAGUGCUUCUCAUCAACAAGACGCGGAAAUGUCUGGAAAAGUGGGGUUACUCUGCUCGGGAUGUGAAGGUCUUGUUCGACUAUGUGGAUGUGGAUGGGGAUGGAAGCCUGAACCUCUCGGAGUUCAUCGAGCUCAUACGACAGAUGCGCAUUGGGAUCAGUGUUGAGAAGGCUUUUGACAUCUUCAGCCUUUUUGAUGACGACCAGAAUGGCUCGCUGGAUUGCAUCGAGUUUUUGCGUCAUGUCUUCCCUGAAGAGUAUGUGAAGAAUCAGCAAGAGAGCGAGCUACUUUUUUGGAGCGGGGGAGAUCCAGUUCUUCCCCAUGAAAGCGACCACGGGAGUUCCCCAACCUCCGACAGCUCGUCGGGUUGAAAACGCCUUGCGUUCGUCGAGGUGGCGAAUUCGAUGAGAGAUCGCCUCAAGAGUGCCGAAGGGAGCCAGACGCCCAUCCGCAAGAGUCGGGCGGUGGCCACGAUGGCUCUUCAACAGUUGGAAGCCUUUCAGCAGCAGAGCCCACCAUGACGACGAGUUCGCCUGCCGAGUUCGGCUCCCGACGUCGGGAGACGUGACCGGACCGCCUUCAGCGGCGUGACCGGGGAAGGGACGCUCAGAAAUGGCUGACAGGCUGACAGUACAGUGGACCAAUGAGAAGGGUUUCUGAUAUUCUCCGAGGGUUGCAGGUUGGUGGUUGGUUUAAGUGUUCGUUAUUGGUGUUGGUUGGUUUGUUGCUUCAUUGGUUGCCUGGCUUGGCUUGUUGACGACUACGCCACCUUGCUCUGUGGGCUUGGCUUGUUGCUUCUUUUUGACCACCAGCGCCCAUGCGCCACCCAUGCGCCGCCCAUGUGCGCAAAAGGAGGUAUUCUCACGCUAUGGUUUAAUAUUUGCAGGUAUCGACAAAGGUGACAAAUGUAUGCAUCAAUGAUGCAGUAUUGGGCUCACUUACAUUGUCAAGCGCGAUCUGGGAGAGUGUCCAGUCACCUUUUGUUUUAACUGGUCCACAACUUGAGGUGGUGCAUCAGGGAUUUGAAGCAGGCAGUCAUACUGCACUUGAGUCAUUGUACUUUUGUGGCGAUAAAAAACAGAGUCCAAAGCACUUAUUGCUUUUGGAAGAUCUAGUGUUUUGCACUUCCUGACGACAAGAAACAGGCAGGCAUCUUGGGACAAGCGAGUCGGUGACCGCGUGUUUGUCAACGAGCUAGCUAGACUUCUUCCCUAGGUUGGAUGAAAAGGGUCAUAGGAAGUGCUGUCCUGUGCUAGUUGCAAUAAUUGCUGGCUUUUAUUUCGCUUGCUUGUUUGGUUCUUAGUGGUCAAUUUGCUCUUUUUGUCCUUUUGACUUUGGUUGUUGUUGCUGGCGUUGCUGAAUUCUGCUGCCGGUUGCUGUGAAGAUGGUGGUUGGUCGACGCUCGCGGGGUGGCGUUGAGGUUUGCCCUGUGCACCGCAGUUGUUCACCACUUCCAGGCGGUUGUACCAGCGUCCGGUGCUGCUAUAAGCUACUAGGAACAAAUGCC